UGCGCCUGCGCAUGAUACUGUGUUUCGGCCCUGAUGCUCUGCCUUGGUCUCGUAAACUGAAGGUGGUAUUUGUAUCAUUUUAAACGAUUCGAAUUUUAUUUGAGAUAAAGACGCCAUGGCGCAGUACAAGGGAGCCGCCAGCGAAGCUGGGAGGGCUAUGCAGCUGAUGAAAAAGCGAGAAAAAGAACGGGAACAGCUGGAGCAACUGAAACAAAAAAUAGCUGAGGACAACAUGGUGAAGUCCAACAUUGAUAAGAAGUUUUCUGCCCAUUAUGAUGCUGUGGAAGCAGAGCUGAAGUCCAGCACUGUGGGCCUUGUCACUCUCAAUGACAUGAAGGCCAAGCAGGAGGCCCUGGUGAAGGAGCGCGAAAAGCAGCUGGCCAAGAAGGAACAGUCAAAGGAGUUGCAGCUGAAGUUGGAGAAGCAGAAAGAGAAGAAGAGGAAGGAAGAGCAGAAGAGGAAGAUUGCCAGCCUGUCCUUCAACCCUGAAGAUGAAGAGGAGGAGGAGGAAGAGGAGGAGGAGGAAGAAGAGGAAUAUAUCCCAGUAAAGAAGAAGAAACUGGGAAAGAACCCUGACGUGGACACCAGCUUUCUGCCUGACAGGGAUCGAGAGGAAGAGGAGAAUCGUAUGAGGGAGGAGCUUCGGCAGGAGUGGGAACGUAAACAGGAAAAAAUCAAGAGUGAAGAAAUUGAGAUCACUUUCAGCUACUGGGACGGUUCAGGACAUCGCCGGACUGUAAAGAUGAAGAAAGGCAACACCAUGCAGCAGUUUCUGCAGAAAGCUCUGGAAGUCCUCAGGAAAGACUUCAGUGAGCUGAGGUCGGCUGGAGUCGAACAGCUGAUGUAUAUUAAAGAGGAUCUCAUCAUUCCACACCAUCACAGCUUCUACGACUUCAUUGUUACAAAAGCCAGAGGAAAAAGUGGACCGCUGUUUAACUUUGAUGUUCAUGAGGAUGUUCGGUUGCUAAGCGACGCCACAGUGGAAAAAGAUGAAUCUCAUGCAGGGAAGGUGGUGUUGAGGAGCUGGUAUGAAAAAAACAAGCACAUCUUUCCAGCAAGCCGCUGGGAGCCGUACGACCCAGAGAAGAAAUGGGACAAAUACACAAUCCGGUGAAGAAAGUCUCAGCUGUAUAUUGUUAUAUUAUAAUUAUGUAUUAUAAUUAUAAUAUGAUAUCAUUGAUCUUGGACAUUUAUAUUAUCCUAUAACUUUUUGCUCAUUUUACUUGUAACUUGUCUUGGUUUAAUGUAAUAAGAAUGAAAUGAAAAUUAAAUUGAAUGCAUAUUAUUCAUACAAACAUUUGGAGUCCUCUUAGGGAUGACAGUCAGGGUCUCCCCCUUCUUUCCCUCAUCUUUCCAUCUCCUGUUUAGAACUUCCCUUGAGCUCAGCACCAUGCUAUUGUCAGAAGCAGAAUGCUAGCUGCACAGAAAAGCCAACAUGGAACAGUGGAUCUGUGUACAUUUAGUUGUGUUUUGAAUAAACAUUAGAGCGUUCACUAUAAA
This is a messenger RNA of Megalops cyprinoides (Indo-Pacific tarpon), 1500 nucleotides long. RefSeq names its product family with sequence similarity 50 member A (gene fam50a). The coding region runs from base 116 to 1114 and encodes 332 amino acids. Gene Ontology annotation, biological process: chromatin organization. The record is from RefSeq and is a predicted model, not a curated record. The transcript is spliced from 13 exons. Gene Ontology annotation, cellular component: nucleus. NCBI's taxonomy places the organism in Eukaryota, Metazoa, Chordata, Actinopteri, Elopiformes, Megalopidae.